This is a messenger RNA of Hordeum vulgare subsp. vulgare (domesticated barley), 3313 nucleotides long. RefSeq names its product F-box/FBD/LRR-repeat protein At4g00160-like. The transcript is spliced from 4 exons. Gene Ontology annotation, molecular function: protein binding. The record is from RefSeq and is a predicted model, not a curated record. NCBI's taxonomy places the organism in Eukaryota, Viridiplantae, Streptophyta, Magnoliopsida, Poales, Poaceae. Bases 584 to 1510 code for a protein of 308 amino acids.
UUGUGGGGGCGGGGAGAAGGCUCACAUGCGGUGUGUGGGUGCCAAAACCGACCCCGAACCCGAUGGGUGGCAUCCAUGAUUUGGACGAAAGUUGCAGGUGUCAAAUGAUUCAUAAUUAGAUGAUUUCAAAAUCCAUCACUAUGGUAUUUCUCCAUGCGGGUUUGUACAAUAUUACUAAAUGUAGUGCCAUACAUAUGUGGUAGUUUUUUAGCUUUCAACAUUUAGCAUCAGUGUUACAAAUGUCCAAUUUUAUCAUCAAUGUUCAUAAUAGACAUCCUAUUCAAAAUAGGAGUAUAGCCUUUUGUUCAUAACAUCAAACAAAUAUUGUUCUCUCAUAAACAACAUCCUUGCAAGUUCUAUGCAAUGGGUUAGAGUUCUAUGCAAUUAGUCGUAUUCACAAAAAAGACAUAUCUAAAAUAGUUUUUCCAUUGAUUUUUUCUUUUUAUAGAAAAAGGAAAAUGAAAGCGGCAGGGGGGCGAAUCCCCAAAUCCCGCCCCAACAUUCGACCCGGAGCCCCAAACCUCAAACCUCAAAGAACCAAGAACCGAGAGGGGGCGAAUCCCCAAAUCCCGAGCUCCCUCCCAUGGAGAGCGACGAGGCCGCCGCGCGCUUCCUCGUGGCCGUCCCCGGAGGCGGCGGCGGGAGCGAUUUCUUGAGCAGACUCCCCGACCACCUCCUCGUCGACAUCCUCCACCGCCUCUGCACCAAGGAAGCAGUCGCGACGACCGUCCUCUCCAGGCGAUGGCGCGCCGUAUGGGCUGGCCUCCCCCACCUCAACUUCGACGACGUCGACCCCUCCGCGCCCGCCCGUGCCCUCGCUUCGUACCAGGACCUCGCCGCGUUCGAGAUCCAGCGCCUUGCCGUCUCACCCAAUCAGGUGGACGCGCAGGAGACCUCCGCCUGGCUUGCCCUCGCCGCGCCCCUCCUCUCCGGCCCGCUAGACUUGAACAUCAGCCGUGCUCUUUCGAAGGAGGCAUUGGAUAACCUGCUCAUGGGGGGCGGGGACGGCGACCAGGAGGCUGUGGAGUUCCCCUGCUUCGAGAGAGCCACGGAGGUUCGGCUUGACCUGGCGUUUCUUGCCCCAGCGCUGCCACCAGUUGGCGUCUUCCAUGCGCUUAGGUCAAUGUUCCUGCAUAACUUUCGAUGCCAAGGCCAGAUUAUCCUGAGUGCUAUGAUGCUUCCAUCGUUGCAACAUCUGACCAUGAACAGGGGCCGUUGCUUGAACGUGCUGAUCAACUCCGAAUUCCUGAUAUGUGUUCACCUAUCCUACUUGAUGCUACUCCAGCAGCUUGCCAUCGUGGCUCCAGGACUCCAGCAGCUAGAGGUGGUGCACUGCUUUUAUGAUGCGCCUAUACCAGUUGCCAACAUCGAUGCAGAGAGGUUGCAGGUUCUCAGCUGGGAAGUGCCUUAUGAUGCAGAGUUUGUUCACCUUGGAGAGAUGCCAUGCCUCUGGAGGCUCCGAGCCCCUCCCAUCUCCAUGUUUAGAUGGCAAGCAAUUCAGAUGGCUUAGAUUUGUGCAAGAUUUCUAAAACGCUUUGCAGCAGUUAAUCAUCUGGAGCUUCAAAUGAGUCUUGGCUGUGCCACUGAGAUUGAAUUGCGUUGUGAUGAAGCAAGAUCUUGUUGCAACAUGAGGUUUGCUCAAAAAUAACUAUUGACUAGUAUGAAAUGCACAAGCAUAACUGGAGCAGAAAAGAAGCAAUAGGAGUUUAGAAACAACACUGUUGGUGUAGGGUAUACUUCCAGUUGUUUGAGUUUGUACACUUUUACAUGUGCAAGUAUCCUCAGCAAAUAGGAGUUCAGAAACAGCAUGGUUGGUAUUGUAGGAUAUACUUCCAGUGGUUGUGUUUGCACGUUUAUACAUGUGAAAGUAUCCUCCAGGAAAGCGGAAAAUAGGAGUUCAGAAACAGCACUCUUGGCAUUGUAGGAUAUACUUUCAGCGGUUCGAGUUUGCACGUUUAUACAUGUGAAAAUAUCCUUCGGGAAAGCGGAAAAUAGGAGCUCAGAAACAGCACUUUUGGUAUCCUACACUUUAGUGGUUUGAGUUUGCACUUUUAUACAUGUGCAAGUAUCCUUCAGGAGCGACAUUCUUGGUUUUGAAGGAUAUGCUAGUUGGUUUUUAGAUAUGUAUAUAUUCCCCUUUUCCAAAAAAAUAUAUGUAUGUAUUCCAAGGUUGUCAGAGAGUCUAGAAGGAAAAGAUCGAAAGUUAAGGCUGAUGCAGUUUCUCAAAUGUUCACUGAGUGUAAAUUCACCGAGGAUCAGUAAAAGAAGCUUGGACAAAGUUUGGUCAGUCAGUAUCUCAUUCAUUUCUGAAGUGUGGUCAAGAAAAUUAAAUUGAUGCUAGUAAUUGAGUUCUCGACAAAGGAUUAUUUGUUGCCUUCAACUCACUGUCACUUGUCUUUGGUGUGGAAACUGAAGUUUACAAUUGUGGGUGCUAGUUUAAUUGGGAGUGCACACAUUUUAGAUAUACCCUCUCUGGGUUCUCGAGACUAUAAAGAACAUCUUUACUUUCAAGCUACUUCAUUAUCUCAUGACUGGAGUUCACAUAUUGUAUUGGAAAAUGGUAAUUCUGAAACUACUUCUAUUUCUGUUUCUGGAUAUUGGGUGGUGCAAACAUGUAUGUCAAGCCGAAGAUGGAAGGGUCACUCCUCUUGAUGGGAGACUUAACCAUCCCUCACGUGAAUGUCUUGGUGUUAUCCUUAGAAACAAAUGGGCAUGCAUUUGAAAGAAGUGUACUGCGAUUGCUCACAAAGUGCUCCUGUAUAAGAAAGCUAAUCUUAUCAUUCCAAGUUCUAGAUGAGGUGAAAAAUUACUGUUUACAAGGCUGCAUUUGCCAUACAGAACCAGGAGUUGACAUUGUUCCGUUGAGCGCUCUGACAAAAGUGGAUAUCGUCAACUACUUAGGGACUCCAGCUCAACUUUAUGUUGUCGAACAGCUAUUGGCAAGGGGGCCGAGGAUUAGAUUGAUGAGAAUAAUAAUCUCGGAGGCUGAUGAUCCUUCACUAGGCACCAUCGAAAGCUUAUGCCCUGCAGGUUGUCUGCUUGAGCUGGUAUGGUGUUACAAGAGUAGACCUGUAGAGGAAUAGGUGACCUGAUACCUGACUGCUAUUAGAGCUGUGAAGAAUACAUUUUUUGUUUUGUUUUGUUUUGAGGGAUGCACACAUCUAUCCGUGAGAGACCGAAGAUGAAUGCAUACAUAUGCUCAGUAUCAUUGUAUACAGUGGGUAUAUACGGAAUCAUGAAUGAUGACUGAAAUAAAAGAAUCACAUAUACUGGAAUUAUUCAUAUAAUGGAUGUGACCAGUUCAGUGUACUUA